AGAAAAUCGUCAGACAAUUUUCGAAUGGAGUAAAUUGGGAUGCUAUAAAUUGGAGUUCUAGGCAAUCAAAAUUGAACUACAUUUUUGCAGAGAUGUUUGGAGUUGGUAAAAAUGGUGGAAAAAGGCAUUUCAUUUCCAUGUAUUGCAUCAAACUGGAACUCUUUUGUUCCUCCACAACUACACCCAAUUUAAUGCCAGAAUUUCUAGUGAAUUCACUUGGGUUCUCCACAGAGAAAGCCAUUUCUGCUAGCUCCAAGGUAACUUGCUUGAAACCCGGAAACAAUAAGCCUAAUUUAGUUCUCAAUUUCUUCAAACAAAUCGGUUUAGACAACACCCAGAUAAAAAUCUUGGUUUAUCCUUCGCCCAGAUUGUUGUUUGCUGAUGUCGGAAAAACCCUUGAACCCAAAGUUAGGGUUCUUCAAGAAAUUGGCUUAUCUGGGUCGGAUUUAGUUAGGGUUAUUUCAAAAAGUGGACCUUUUCUUAGAACAGGUCUCGAUACUAGCAUUAGACCUAGUCUUGAAUAUCUUAGGAAGUUAUUGGGUAAAGAUGAGGCUGUAGCUAAAGUUCUUAAGAGAUCUCCUGCAUUGCUUCAUUAUCGUCUUGAUAGAGUAAUGGCACGUAAUAUAUUGUUUUUUCUAAAUCAUGGAUGUUCCAGUUUGGAUAUUGAAAAGCUUAUUCUUAGAAAUCCGACAAUUUUUGUUCAAAAGCUUGAGUGGCUUGAGGAUAUAGUGCAAAGAGUGGAGAAGGAUUUUUGCAUUUGUAGGGAUUCCCGGAUGUUUUAUUAUGGAGUGGAAAUGCUUUCCUCGCUUAGUAAGUUGAGUUUAGAAAUGAAACUUGGAAUUUUCAGGAGUUUUGGUUGGUCUGAUUCUGAUAUUAUUACAAUGGUGCAAAGGCUUCCUUUAUGUUUGACUACAUCUGAGGUUAAGCUGAGAAAUGUAUUGAAGUUUUUCAUGGAGGAGCUUGGGUAUGAAUCUAGUUACAUAGCGAGGCAUCCCACACUUAUAAUGUUCAGUUUGGAGAAGCGGGUAUUGCCCAGGAUUAAAAUCUGGCAACUUCUAAAGGAGAAACAGGUGAUAAAGAAAGUGCCAUGUUUUUAUACAGUUAUCAAGUGUUCUGAGCGGGAGUUUUUAGAAAAUUAUGUCCUUCCCGUAAGGGACGAGAUUCCUGAGGUAUAUGAGUUAUACAUCAAAAGUAGAAACUAAGAUAGAGUAAGCUUAUUGUUUUCUCUCAUACAUGGAUUUCUUGGUUUACGAAAAGUAUUCACUGAAUGUUUUCCAAGCUAACUGCCAGACCAUUACUGUUUUUAGUUUUAAUUGUAUUUCUGGCUGCUAUUGUGCCAACAUUUUUCAUUC
Molecule: messenger RNA, 1352 nt
Organism: Solanum verrucosum
Lineage: Eukaryota; Viridiplantae; Streptophyta; Magnoliopsida; Solanales; Solanaceae
Product: transcription termination factor MTEF1, chloroplastic-like
Exons: 1
Coding region: 93-1202 (369 amino acids)
Biological process (GO): regulation of DNA-templated transcription; chloroplast organization
Cellular component (GO): chloroplast
Molecular function (GO): double-stranded DNA binding
Source: RefSeq, a predicted model, not a curated record